Messenger RNA from Gongylonema pulchrum, 444 nucleotides. Lineage: Eukaryota; Metazoa; Nematoda; Chromadorea; Rhabditida; Gongylonematidae. The record is from the annotation of a GenBank genome assembly.
AAAAAAAAAAAAUGCGUGCCAUUUACAGGUGAUGGUGUUAAUGAUUCUCCAGCACUGAAGCGUGCAGAUAUUGGAGUAGCAAUGGGUAUUGCUGGCUCGGAUGUCUCCAAACAGUUCCGCUGGUUGCAGGCAGCGGAUAUGAUCUUGUUGGACGAUAAUUUCGCAUCAAUCGUUGUUGGCGUAGAGGAAGGCCGACUGAUUUUCGAUAACUUGAAGAAGUCGAUUGCUUAUACACUCACAUCGAAUAUCCCGGAAAUUUCUCCCUUCUUGACCUAUAUCCUUGCUGGUAUCCCGUUGCCUCUUGGUACGGUAACUAUUCUGUGCAUCGAUCUCGGGACUGAUAUGGUACCAGCAAUAUCGCUGGCUUACGAGGAAGCUGAAUCGGACAUAAUGAAACGGAAACCACGUGAUCCGCUACGCGAUAAACUUGUCAACGAACGGUAA